Messenger RNA from Xyrauchen texanus (razorback sucker), 2992 nucleotides. RefSeq names its product centromere protein T (gene cenpt). The transcript has 13 exons. The coding region runs from base 135 to 2765 and encodes 876 amino acids. The record is from RefSeq and is a predicted model, not a curated record. Gene Ontology annotation, molecular function: DNA binding; protein heterodimerization activity. Gene Ontology annotation, biological process: kinetochore assembly; mitotic cell cycle; chromosome segregation. Gene Ontology annotation, cellular component: kinetochore. NCBI's taxonomy places the organism in Eukaryota, Metazoa, Chordata, Actinopteri, Cypriniformes, Catostomidae.
UCUCGCGUCUUUCAUCUCAAAGGCCAAACGGAUGACUUGGCGUUGUUUUUCAUUGUUGUUUAAUCCAGUUUAGAUGUGGAUCAACUUUUGCAUCUUUUCGGAUUAUUAUUUGUGAUUAUCUUCGAUAAGAAACGAUGGAUUCGGUAGAUGAGGAUAUAUCAGCUCGGGUUUUGUUGAGGAGAGUCCUGAACACCGAGUUACCCAGAUCUCCAGUAACCAGAAGUGGGACCCGUCUACGCCGCAGUAUGAGGUCAAAAAACACCCCUGGACUAGAGAGCCCUGGAGUUGCCUUGCGCCACAGGCUCAAGAAAAAACUUCACGAGAGUGCCUCUCACUCACCUGUCCCUCCCCCUAAACGGCAGAAGUCACUGGGAGGAAAGACAAACCCUCCGUCCGCGUCCCCACUGUACGACGAGGACAUCACAACUCGUGGCCUGCUCAAGGGAAUCAUACAGACAGAGACUGAAACCUCACUGCUGAUGUCAGGUCAGCCUUUACUGCAAAAUUCAGAACCAAACGCAGGAGAUUCUUCUGCCUCCAGCACUGGAGAUAGAACUGAAGGUCUGUCUGGAGUGGAGUUGUCUGAUCUGACUCUACACACUGAACCCCUGACACAUGUGGUGAGGGGAUUGAGCCGCAAGAAACCACAGCGUGCCUUCAGUGUAUCAUGGUUUGAGAAAGAGCUAGAGCAACUGCCAGGCAAAUCAGAAGUGGUGGCUGAUGUCUCUCAGGAGAAACAGGAUAUAUCUCAGGAUCUGGAUUUCUCUGCUGGCUCAAGGAGUGGCCUGAAUUUGACCUUGAAGACCCCAUUUGUGGAAAAGCGAACAGAGAGGGCAGGGCUUCAGAGGAAGGUGUCCAAUCGGAGGCUGCCAUCUGUGGAUGCGUUUGACGAGGCUGUGCAAAGAUGUCUUGAGCAGGGCUAUGUCCAAGGUAACUCUGUAUUUCAAGAUGGAAAAACUCUAGAAGAUUCUUCAUGGCAGAAGUUAACUCUCGGUCUCAGUGAUGUUACUGAGCUUUACGUGCAGCCUACAGGCUCGACUGCUCAGCCCAAGAAACACGAAACCUUGGUACCAUCUGCAGAGCUUGAGAGAGAACAUGAUCUCGAGAGUAAUGGAGAAGAAAUCCUAGAAACUCAGGAUGGUGAUAUUCCUGAAGUACCUGAGCUUUUAACCAAAGACAAAGAGCAUGAGAUGGAGUCUGCAUCACAGGAUGUGGAACAGGUGGAGAUGGUACCUUCAUCCCAAGAGGCAGGAGACGGCAUGUCUUUGAGUUAUGUAAAUGAGAUCGUACUUGCUCCCACGCAGGCGAUGACUGAGUCACUUACUGAAUCACUGGAUGUGGAGAUGCCAGAGACCCAAACAGAGGAGGAAGUUGAGGAGGAGAAUGUUCCAGGGGACAUGGAUGCAUCAACGAAUCAAGAGAGAAUAACUCGCAGAGCGCACCGCUCAGAAGGCAGAGGUGUUGUUUUAGGAGUUCCACCAGGUUCAAGAGUCACAAAGAGUCUUGGCACUGGAUUGAACCCCAGAGAAAAAGAUCUUCUGGAUUUUGUUAAUGGGAGCAGAGAGAAUUUACAGAACAUUCCUGAUGAAGAAAUCGAACCACAAGAUGGCCCUUUGUCCCCCCCUCUUUACCCUGCAGCAGAGGUCAACACACCUGAGCGAAGGUCACAGAAACUUGAGUCAAGUCUGGCUGAGGAAGAUUUGCCAGAAUAUGCAGGUGAUGAUGCCCCAGAGGAGAUUAACCAGUCAGAGGAAGAGGAUAUGGUGGAACCUGAGGCAGCCAAUCAGAGCGCUGAACCUCACUCAUGUCCUCCGGAUGAAGAGGAAGACAUCAUGAUAGAGCCUGAGGCAGCCAAUCAGAGCGCUGAACCUCACUCACCUGCUCCAGAGGAAGAGGACUUGAUUGACUCUGAGCCAGACAAUCGGAGCACUAAACCUCAAUCACCUGCUCUAGAUGAAGAGGAAGAGGACUUGAUUGACUCUGAGCCAGACAAUCGGAGCACUAAACCUCAAUCACCUGCUCUAGAUGAAGAGGAAGAGGACUUGAUUGACUCUGAGCCAGACAAUCGGAGCACUAAACCUCAAUCACCUGCUCUAGAUGAAGAGGAAGAGGACUUGAUUGACUCUGAGCCAGACAAUCGGAGCGCUGAACCUCAAUCACCUGCUCUAGAUGAACAGGAAGACAUCAUGAUGGAGCCUGAGGCAGCCAAUCAGAGUGCUGAACCUCACUCACCUGCUCCAGAUGAAGAGGAAGAUGAUGACGACGAUGAUGCUCGUAGUGCAGAGCUGUCCUUGAAAACACCUGCUUUUAUACGACAGAAGAGAGCGAUCGCAAGUCCUUGUGCUCUGGAUACUCCCACAGUCCUUAAGCAAUUGAAUGCUGGUACUGCCCCUCAGGUUGCCAAACGAGCCCGCAGACAGAAGCGUCAGACAGGCAACAACGUCCUUCCCAAGAGUUACAUCAUGAGUGUGUUCAAACACUUCGCAAAGACAAAAGUGGCCAGUGACGUCUUCCCAGCCAUAAAUGAAAUUCUUAGGAAAUACUUUGAUCGUCUAGCAGAUGAUCUGGAGGCAUACGCUGCACACGCCAAACGUAAAACUAUUGAAGUUGAAGAUUUUGAGCUGCUCAUGAGACGGCAAGGGUUUGUGACCGACAACACACCCGUGAACAUACUGAUAGAGAAAUAUCUUCCACUGGAGUAUCGCAAACUCCUCAUUCCCGUUGCAACCAGUGGAAACAAAGUCAUUCCGAAUCAAAGGAGGUGAAUGAUGGACGGGACAACUUUGCAUAUCAGAUUAUCUUCUUGUAAAUAUGUUCUUAUUAUGUUGAAAAAUAUAAAUAUCUUGUUUGGUAGAUAAUGAUGAUUUGUGCAAUAUAUAAAUGCCAUUUGUUUUAUGCAGCACUGUUAAGAAUGGUAAUAAAUGCUUUUGUCGUUUGUAUUUUGGCCAUCUAUGUAUAUUUUCUUAAACACGCAAGUUUUUCCCAGCAGACA